Molecule: messenger RNA, 3617 nt
Organism: Closterium sp. NIES-67
Lineage: Eukaryota; Viridiplantae; Streptophyta; Zygnematophyceae; Desmidiales; Closteriaceae
Source: the annotation of a GenBank genome assembly
UUACCUCAAGAGAGACUGAUCGCACAGUGUAUUCAGGUCAGACAUUCAGCAGGACUCGUUAGCUCACUCACUCACUCACUCACUCGCUCACUCACUGUCGUUAGCCCAUUCUCCUCCAUGUUUUCAGUCACUCAGCAGGCGGACCUCGCUCCACGCAGUCAGCAGCAGCACUGACUCCGAUCAUUUUCCCUCUCGUGAGUCGUGACGUCAUCAGUCUCCAGUCGAUCUCCACCCACUCGAUCAUCGCUACUCGCCUCGCCUCCAAGCGAACUGAGCUCCCUGGAAAUACAUCCGUUUUGUCACCUUCGUUUAUUGUCACUCCUGACGUUCACAAUCCCUCCAUAAGCUCACAGGCGGAAGCGCGGGAACGCGCCAUAGGCUAACGGGCUGCUGCAAUCACUGUGACUCGCACAAACUCAGUCCACGUGACGCGUGGAGUGAUUUUUCUAGCAGCCACCGAUAUAAGAAACUCGAUUAAAUCCCCAGAGAAACUCUGACACCUUGCGCUUUGGAUCAGUCGCUUAGAAGCAGUCGCCUAGACACAGCCGAAACAAUCGGCAUUUAAGCAUAAGAGAAUACACGGCAAUGAGGACUUCAGUACUGUAUCGAGUCACACAUACUGCGUUUAUAUUUCUAUCGGCGACAAUUUGAUGGAGGAACAUAUAUCCGGCGCGUCUGUUGCCGCAGGUGACGGAGCCAUGGGCGUGGACGUAGGGGAGGAGACGAAGCGGCAGCCACAUCGCUGCGAGUAGUUUAGAGCAUUCUGAAAAGUCACCUGAAAAAGCACCUGAGGGUUCUCCAGUGUCGCCUGAGAUGGGCGUGGAGGUGGGGCAGGAGUCGAAGCGGCAGACGGACGUGGUGUUCGACGGGCACCGAUGGACCAAGUACGGCCAGAAGGUGCUGCUGCACUCCAGCUUCGUCAGGUCCUACUACCGCUGCAGCUUCUGCAGCGUGGCGAAGGGUUCCUGCCCGGCGCGCAAGCUAGUGGACCGGCACCCGUCCAACCCCCACGAGAUCCGCAUCGGGUAUCACGGGCGCCACAACCACCCGGGCAUCAGCCCCACGUCUCCCACCAUCCAGCGCUCCGUCACGCCCCCAAGGGACCUGUCUGAGGCGUCCCACGGCAUGGCUGCUGCUGCUGCCGCUGCUCUCGCUGCUGUGGAGGCGACAUCAGCUGAGGACGGGUACCUGUGGGACGCGCCCAGGCGCCAUAAGCCACUCGUUGGCUCCAUGUACAUCAGAGUGGUCUACAGGUGCUCAUUCCACCCAGAGCCCAACACUCGCUGCCCAGCGGUGCGCGUGGUGGACAUUCACCGCUGCAACGCGUCCUCCCUGCAGCUGACCUACACGCGCCCCCACUGCCACCCCCAGCCAGUCCGCAUCCGCCUCACCCGCCGCUCCACCACCCCCCGCGCCUCCACUCCCCCCUCUACCACGCCCCCUUGUACCACCCCCCGCGCCACCACCCCCCUGAACGCAGGAGUAGAUGGAGAGGUGGGAGCAGGGACGGGUGGGAGUGUUGAGCCGUUGAAUGCUGGCACCGUUGGUGGCGGGGGAUAUGGUGGUGGUGGUGAGGGAUAUGAUGGUGGUGGUGGUGGGGCGUUGGGUGCAGGUGGUGCGUCUGGGGCUAGUGAGGGCUUCGGUGUGGGCCCCCCGCUUAAGAGAGCAAAGAUUUCAACUCCUUUUAAUCCAGCAGCACCUUCAAACCUAGCAGCACCUUCGAAUGUGGCAUUCUGCCCGCUCGCACGCACGGUGUCAGGGCAGGACCAGUCGUGGGGGGCCAUGAUGGGGGCCGGGGGGACCAUGGAAGCGUUUCGAGAGGCUGAGGCUGGUCAGGGUGCAGCACGGAGUGCGCUUGGGUGUGGCUCGUUACAAGCAGAAUCGUUACAGCAGCUGCAACAGUUGCAGCAGCUACAGCGAUUGCAACAGUUGCAAGAAUCGUCCUGGCAGCAGGGCGAGCAGCACGAGCAGCAGCAGCAGCAGGGGCAGAAUGAGGAGGCAGAAGCACGGCAGCAGAUGCAGCAGCUGCUGCAACUACAGCAGCUACUGCAGGGAGAGGAGCUGAACCACCUGAAAGACUUGCAGCAGCAGCAGCAUCAGCAGCAUCAGGAACAGCAGCAUCAGCAUCAUCAUCAUCAGCAGCAGCAGCUAGGGCAGCAGGAGCAAGAGCAGCAGUUACAUCAGCUAUCGGAAUUGCAGCAGCAGUUGCAGCAGUCGAGAGGAGCAAGCGCACCGAGUAGAGCCGACUCCCUGGCACAAGACAUGAAGGGAGGUGCCACCGUGUCAGCAGCUGACGUGGCAUGCAAGCGCAACCAGCAAGGUCUGAUUGGUCAGCAGCAACCGGGCGCUGCUGGGAGUAAAGAUGGUGCUGCCGCUGGUGGUACUAAUGCGGGUAAUAUUGGUGCUGCUGGUGCUGCUGCCACUUGCGCUAGGAGUCAUUCCCUACAGCACCAGCACAAUCUCUCGCCUGCUGAACUCGUUGCUGCAGCAGCUGCUGCGCUCACUGCUGCUGCUGCCCCCGCCGGAGCUGACUCAAACUCCCCAUACAUAUCACCUCACCAACGCACAUCACCGCAUUCCACUCCUCUAGACAGCAUCACCACCGCAACGCACACCUGCCAGGUCCCCAUACCUCCUCGUUUCCCCCCCCCAGGGCUUUCCCUGACUGGCGUUUCUCCUGGUAUCUCACCUGGGAUUUCACCUGGCGUCUCCUCUUUAGGAGGGGCCUCUGGCAGAAGGUUCGGUACAGACCUAUUUCCUGCCGAGCCUCUUUUAGGCUCGGCACCAAAGCUCGCCCGGACCAGUGGCGCCGCCAUGGCGGGAGGGAUGGUGGCAGGUUCGGGCAGAGGCACAGGAGCGGUAAGAAGGGGAGGUGGGGAAGCAGCAGGAGAAGCAGGGGAGACGCAGGAGGAGACGCAGGAGGAGACGCAGGAGGAGAGAGGGGGGUGCGGACUCGACCUGCUGCUGCUGCUGCCAUGGCUUACCUUGCUGGGGGGCGGUCUGUGUCGGCGCCCCUGCCCAUCCCCCGCCAGUCGUCUUUGCCCCACAAUGCUGUGUUCCCCUCGUCUCGAUCCCUUUCCCCACUGAAAGAGCAGCAGCAACAGCAGCAACAACAGGAGCAACAGCAACAGCAGCAGCAGCAACAGCUGCUGCAACAACAACAGCAGCACCAACAGCUGCUGCUGCUGUUGCAGCAGCAGCAGCAGCAGCAGCAGCUGUCUCGCACGCAUUCCCCCACAACCACUCAGGCAGUAGGCCUAGCCCCAACCUCCUCCCCUGCUUCCCCCACUGGUGCUGGCGUGAUGACUGGGUUACACUUGCACAACGCACCAUCCCCCACCCACAGAAUGCCAUCACCGGCACACAGGGUACCAUCCCCCACCACCACCAUAGACCAGCAGCCAUGGCCUGCAUUGCCCUAUUCUGCUCGCUCCCCAGGUGCAUUCCCCUCCUCCUCCCCUGCUGGCAGCACCGGCACUGGCCUAAGCACUGGUACUGGGCUAAGCACCGGCACUGGCCUAAGCACUGGUACUGGGCUAAGUGCAGGUGUGGGUUUAAGUACUGGCACUGGGCUUAGCACGGGGGGGCUGAGCACGGGGGCCUUAAGUGGAGGAUGG